ACCAACCCAAAACACAUUUUCUCUGUGGUUUAACUACUAUCCCUUUUUUUCUAAUUAGAAGAAAUUGCAUUGUUCUCAUACUCCUAUAUAAAUGCUUCACUUACAUUCUCAACAUGCCAAAGUCCGUCCAGUCACUAUGUCCUAUUAUUGGUCCGAAAAACGUACCAAUGUAGCCCUUCAGCUCACUGAUAAUUGGCAAGAAAAUUAUGGAAUUGGUCGUCGCCAUGAUCGCGAUUAUUGGUAUGCAAGACGGGCAUUUCUGAACAGUUAUCAUUUCUCAGAAGAAAAUGGUUUCAAAUACAAGUUACGAAGGUCAGUGAAGGAGCUCAACGAGGUGGCCACCGGGGUUGUAACUGACAUUCGUCGAAAAAUGUCUAAGAGAAAGCUUGGAAUUAGGGUUUACAGGUUCACUGUGGCUUUGCAAUCUCUGGUUCUUCUAAGUAUAAGAUGUUUUACACCAUGGUUGAAUAAAAGAGAUUCUAAGCCAUGACCUAUUACUCAAUGGGUUGGUUGAAUAAGUGACAACAUGACUACAUGUAUUGUCACUAAGGAAUUAAUUAAAGCGUGGUAAACCUUGUUUCCUACUAUAGUUGUAGUUAAUCUUGUUUUCAAUUUUAAUGUAAUUUUCCGAUAGUAAUCGGAAUAUUGCAGCAGUUUUACAUAAAAGUUUGUUUGCUUUUGAUGAUUUGCAUGGAUACUUCAGUUUCGGAGCUGUAUAAGUAUUCAAUAAAAAAGGAUAAGUGAUUAAAUAACUUAGAAAUUAUGUCUC
This is a messenger RNA of Quercus lobata, 769 nucleotides long. RefSeq lists its product as uncharacterized. NCBI's taxonomy places the organism in Eukaryota, Viridiplantae, Streptophyta, Magnoliopsida, Fagales, Fagaceae. The record is from RefSeq and is a predicted model, not a curated record. The coding region runs from base 92 to 490 and encodes 132 amino acids. The transcript has a single exon.